AGAGAGAGAGAGAGAGAGAGAGAGAGAGAGCAAAAACAUGUCGUUUGGGGUGGAGUUAACGUCGUCUCCGGAGGGUCAUGAGGAUGCCAACAACGAACGGCUGGAUUUGAUUGAUCCAACGGCUCCCAACUGGUCACUUCCCAGCGAGACUUUUCUCAGAGCAGCUGCGUCUCUCAAGGACCAGGUGGUGCAGGCCACGUGGGAAGGAGGAGAGGAUUCGGGUUCGGAUUCGGGUCUGCGGACGGGUAUGGUGUUGGAUCCGACAGUGUAUACGGGUUUGCUUGGUACGGCUUUUACGUGUUUGAGGUCUUACGAGGCAACCGGUAACCGGCAGGACUUGGUGCUGUCCGCAGAGGUUGUCGACAAGUGCGCGACCGUCGAACGUGCGUCCACAAGGCACGUGACGUUUUUAUGUGGUAGAGGAGGAGUUUACGCCAUUGGAGCUGUAGUGGCCAAUUUGAUUGGCGACCAUCAAAGGCGUGACUUGUAUUUGAACCUUUACCUUGAGGUAGCACAAGAGAAGGCCCUCUCAGUUGGACCAGAGGAAGGUGGUUUUGGAAUGUCAUAUGAUCUUCUAUAUGGGAGAGCUGGUUUUUUAUGGGCAGCUUUGUUCAUAAACAAGUAUCUUGGACAAGAGAAGGUGCCAAGUGAUCUUCUAAUGCCUGUGGUGGAUGCUGUGUUGGCUGGAGGUAGGGCAGGUGCAUCUGAUAACCCUUCCUGCCCACUCAUGUACAGGUGGCAUGGGACAAGGUAUUUAGGGGCAGCCAAUGGCCUGGCUGGAAUUUUGCACGUCCUACUUCACUUCCCCCUUUCUAAAGAGGAUGCAGAGGAUGUGAAGGCAACUCUCAGAUAUAUGAUGGCUACUAGGUUCCCUCAUAGUGGAAACUACCCUUCAAGUGAAGGGAACCCCAGAGACAAGUUUGUGUAUUGGUCUCAUGGUGCAGCUGGCAUGGCCAUAACCCUGUGCAAGGCAUCACAGGUGUUUCCAGGAGACAGGGAAUUUCGCGAUGCUGCGAUAGAAGCAGGAGAAGUUGUGUGGAAGAAUGGCUUGCUGAAGAAGGUAGGACUUGUGGCUGGGAAUGCCUAUGCCUUCCUUUCUCUCUACCGUCUGACCAGAGAAACCAUAUAUGAAGGGAGAGCAAAGGCAUUCGCAAGCUUCUUGUAUCACAAUGGUAGAGAACUUGUGACUGUGGGGGACACUCAUGGGGCUGAACAUGCCUAUUCCCUUUUUCAAGGACUUGCCGGAACAGCUUGCCUCUGGUUUGAUCUGCACGUGCCCGAAAACGCCAGGUUCCCAGGUUAUGAACUGUAGGCAAUUGAGGAAGCUUUAUAUGCGAAUUAAAUCUUCUUAUCAUGAGAUUAAGUGGAAAAAUGUUAGUAUAUGAUCGUAUCCUAACAUGUAUAUAUAUUUUAGUGUGUACUUAAGUGAGCGGUUGUAAUCUUAAAUUCCAUAAUAUAUAAAGUGGAAAAAUGAGAUUGUUGGUCCCAAACACACAAGGUUUGAUUUUCCCUUGUGUCUUGAAGUCAACCAGCAGAAAUGUAUUGGUUAUGAAUGGGUUUGUUUGUAUGAUGAAAUUAGAAUACUUUGGUAGCUGGAUAGGGUUAAAUAAAGCCCAAAUUAUUGAAAA
Molecule: messenger RNA, 1628 nt
Organism: Prunus avium (sweet cherry)
Lineage: Eukaryota; Viridiplantae; Streptophyta; Magnoliopsida; Rosales; Rosaceae
Source: RefSeq, a predicted model, not a curated record